Molecule: messenger RNA, 1065 nt
Organism: Pediculus humanus corporis (human body louse)
Lineage: Eukaryota; Metazoa; Arthropoda; Insecta; Psocodea; Pediculidae
Exons: 5
Coding region: 1-1065 (354 amino acids)
Source: RefSeq, a predicted model, not a curated record
AUGGCCGAGUUGACUCAAACUCAUCCCCUACCGAUACCGAAAUGGUCAAAAUCAAAGGGAUCAUUUUGUGUGUCUUCUGUUGAACAAUACGAAGAAUUGGCUGCUUCGGUAGAAUUAACAGUUCAACAACUUAUACAGGCACACAAUUAUAAUACCGUUGGCAAUUUUAUAAGAUUUUAUGAAUCUUAUAGAAAAAGUGGAGAAACAAAAGUUGAAAAUUUUUUCAGAACGUAUAAUCCACCGAUAACACCCGAACAUCAUACCUGCGUCGGAUUAGGUUUGGAAUUACUUAAAAAAUUAAAAUUUUUAGAAAAAAAAUAUCCAGGUUUAAAGGAUAAAUUUUAUUUAGUUUCGUGCGAAGAGGCCAUUGUCGAUGUGAAAGGAUAUACAAAGGCAGAUCCGAAAAUUGACAUUUCUGAAAAGGAACAUGUUUUGGUUGCACUUAAAAUUAAAAUCGGUACACGUUAUGGAAUUUUAUUACUCGAUCCUGGUUAUCACAUUGGUAGAGUGAUAACAAUUAUGAAAGAUCAAUUUUAUCCAAAUACAGGAUGGUUUUUACAAUCUGAUGAAUCCCAAGUACGUAAAGAAUAUUGUUACAUAUUCGCGGAAAAUUCCGAUUAUAUUAAAUGGAUCGACAGAGUGACACGGGAAGGCCUGGAAACAACAUCGGAAAAUAUCAUUUACGUUGCACGCCCUUAUGCGACACCCGUUCAAGUAACCGAACGGCGUAAUUUGGUCUAUAAUUUCAGAUCCUUUUUAGCCAGGGACACGAAAGGUCACCUCGUUGCCGGCCUAUAUUUUCCAAUAAAAGAAAAUGUCAAACCCGUGCUUUUCUAUCAGAACGGAAGGAUAAAAGAAAAAUUUAAUAUUAGUUUAAUUGUAAGUUGUGAAAGGGAAAAAUUCGAAAGGGAUAUUAUUAAUCAUUGCAAUGUUAAAAUGGGACUUUCACCGGGAACCCUUGAAAUUAUUUUAAACAAAAUAAGCAUCAUAAUGUCCGAUCAUAAUUUUGUACAACAAGUUCUCGAUAUAAACAAUAAAGUAGGCGGAAUAUCGGAAGAUAAUUAA